AUGGACACUCGCACCGCCUCGCCCCCAGACGCACACACCGUCUCCACCGUUAUCGGCGACCCCCAAUUCGACCACGACUCCGUGCCAGACAAGAUCAGCGCGUACUACAGCCUCGUAUUCCCUAACUUCACAUACUACCUCCAGACUCUCAAUGUCACCAUCGGCCGCCGCUGCAUCCCCACCUCCACCGCAUCGUCCUCUGAACAGGUCCAGGUCGAUGUAGACCUCGGCCCCUUGAAGAGCGUGUCACGGCUCCACGCAAAGAUAGAGUACGAGGAGGAGGAGGAGCGCUUCAUGCUUCUCGUUCUUGGCCGGAACGGCGCCUGGGUCGACGGCAUGUGGUCUGGCAAGGGGAGCAAGGUCCCUCUGAGCGAGCGGUCCCAGAUUCAGAUAGCCUCACGGACCUUCCAUUUCGUCCUGCCGCCCCCGCCCGCACCAGAGGACUCCCCUUCGCCCAGCUCGCAAUCCUCCGUUAACAGACCGCGUUCACCGUCUGUCGAUAUUACGUCCAUCUCCCCGCCUUCCUCGCUUCAAUCCAACUCUCCUCCUGCUCCCAUAUCUCCCACGCACAAAGCCCCUCCGCUCCCUGAUCCUCCACAGCUACCCAACACAAAUGUCAUUGGAAAAGUGAAGCAGCCGAAGAAACGCAAGGCUUCGGACGUGGAUGCACAACCACGACCCAAGCCAGAAGUCAUGCCACCAAAGCCACAGUUCACGUACGCGCAACUAUGCUAUCGUGCAAUCAAAGCCCUCGAUGGUAAGGCGACGCUGCAGGACAUUAUCUCGUGGAUGAUGGAGAAUUACGACUGGUACAGAUACAAUGAGAAGACAGGAUGGGAGAAAUCAGUGCGACAUAACCUCUCAUCAAAUCGUGCGUUCCGGAAGAUGGAGCGGUCGGCGGGCGAGCGAGGCAAGGGUUUCUAUUGGACAGUGGCGGAGGAUUGUGAGCAGAUGUUUGAGGAGCAGGAAACCAAGUUGUCUGCUGCUGCUUCAGGAUCUGCAGUCAAUCAUCCGAAGCAGAGUGGCAAGAAACCGAAAGGUGGUGCGUCGCUGUCAGAGCCGCCGUUGAAACGCAGUGUCCGUGGGGAGGCAAAAGGCGCUCCCUUGCCUCCACCACUAACCUCGACCCCACUCGCGUUCAAGAGUGUGACCCCUGCCAGCGCACCUUCAGCGUCGACGCCGGCCGCAUCCGCACCCGUAAUCAAGUCAGAACCGUCCCCUGCGCCGCCCAUCCCCCCACCGCCACAACCACAUACCGGCCCCGAUGCUCCCGGAAAUUCUACUCACGCGGCGUCGCCUCCACCACCACCACUGGCGGCAGCGGCAGCCUCUCCCAACAUAUCAUCCUCCAUUCCCCCCUCCGGCAUCCCGCCAAUCCCGGCAUCGGUCAUCAUACCUAUCAUAGUGGGCCCUGUUCCAGCAUCGCACCCUGCGGCCUCAGCGCCGGUGCCAUCCACUUCCAAUGGAUCCGGGAUAUCCCACCUCGCAACCCCGCCCAUCGUCUUGCACGAGAACCAGCUUAUAUUGAACCCGGCGAUAUUCUCGCAUCUAACGCCGGAACAGCUUCGGGAAAUCGAGGCGCUAGGCGCUCAGAAGGCGCUCGAGGUGCUUCACGGGCAUAUAGUCAGGUUCUUGAAGGAGCGGAUCAAGACCGAGGCCGCCCGGGGCAGGGGCCGAGGUAGGGGCAAGCGCGCACUAGGAGGGGUCGGGAGAGGCGGAAAGGACGGCGGCGCUGGAGCACAAGGCCGGGAGGAGAAGAAGGAGAAGGUGCCAACCUCUGGUUUAUUCACGACGGAGCCGCUGCGCAUGCGCAAGGCGCAGCAGCCAGCUGCCUCGGUGCAGACAGCGCCGCCGAUGUCGAGCCUCUCUCAGCCCACGGACAUCCGACCGCCUUCGCCGAUUUUGGUCGUCGACGACGACCCGCCGGAAGGUCCUGUGCCGAAGCGGCGCCGGCUAGACACACUUGCUGCAUCAGGGAUAGGCAGCGCCUCUGCUGUCGCCUGACAUCCGUCACCGCCGCCUUGUCUGUCGUCUUGGGGUUUUUCUUUUGUGGAAUUUUUUUAUCGGCUUUCGCGCUCUCACAUCUACUCUAUGCUUCAGUCAUUAUUUUUCCCGUAGUAGUAGUAGUAGUAGUCUCACUCGCCCACGGGCAUGCAUCGGGCGGGUCGUCCAUACAUACAUACGUACAUACAUACGCCGCGUGUGGGUUUUGAGAUGUCGUCUGAUUGAUGACUUUUUACGAGCUGAUUAGUGAACAUCCUC
Molecule: messenger RNA, 2262 nt
Organism: Heterobasidion irregulare TC 32-1
Lineage: Eukaryota; Fungi; Basidiomycota; Agaricomycetes; Russulales; Bondarzewiaceae
Exons: 3
Coding region: 1-2004 (667 amino acids)
Biological process (GO): regulation of transcription by RNA polymerase II
Molecular function (GO): DNA-binding transcription factor activity, RNA polymerase II-specific; protein binding; RNA polymerase II cis-regulatory region sequence-specific DNA binding
Source: RefSeq, a predicted model, not a curated record